Molecule: messenger RNA, 2946 nt
Organism: Anoplopoma fimbria (sablefish)
Lineage: Eukaryota; Metazoa; Chordata; Actinopteri; Perciformes; Anoplopomatidae
Gene: ubl3a
Product: ubiquitin-like 3a
Exons: 5
Coding region: 694-1047 (117 amino acids)
Molecular function (GO): protein binding
Source: RefSeq, a predicted model, not a curated record
UGUGUGGAGGCAGGCUGACAGCUGAACGGGUCGUAAAGGUUCAGCAACGCAGUCUGAAACAUUAACAACAAUCAUAACAAACUCACGUUUUUAGAGAAAAAGGGUCCGACGCAUUCCUCCGCGAGACUCGUCUCUUGUACCGACCGGACGCGUUUAAGUUUAUCAGAGGACGGUAAUCGGUAACCUUGCGGAUAUUUUUUGUUCUUUUUUUUUUUUUUUUUUUUUUUUUUUUUUUUCUCAACCAAGAGAGAAAAAAAGAUCCGUGUCCGGAUGUGCCAGCAGUGUUUGGUGUGUCCUCGCAUGGCGUAGACAAACCUUUUUCUAAAGCAGGGUAUUCUUCAUGUUUGCAGGGUCGCAGGAGGCCCUCGGGUCGACGCUUUGUCCCGCUAACAUUAACCAUAAAUGUCCCAUCAAUUUGAGUGGAAAAUGAUCAACGGAGUGAUUGUGCAAUAGAGAGGUAUAGAGGCGUCGUUAACACAUCCUGACUCCCUCAGUGUCUGUGGCUGUGGAGAGAGAGAGAGAGAGAGAGAGAGAGUCACCGGGAUUACGUUGUGUGUCUUUUUUUUUGUUGCUCCCUGAACAACCACGUUUGUUUGAGCUCUCAGAGAGGAGACGACGAGAGGAACUAUUUGGCUCCUUUGGCUCCCGUGUGACUCCGCGUGAACACCUCCGAGGCUCGGGUACACCUUCACGAUGUCGGGCAGCACCCCAGCGGACAUGAUAAACCUGCGGCUUAUUUUAGUCAGCGGGAAGACGAAAGAAUUCCUCUUCUCUCCCAACGACUCGGCGGCCGACAUCGCCAAACACGUCUAUGACAACUGGCCGAUGGACUGGGAGGAAGAGCAGGUCAGCAGUCCUAACAUCCUGAGGCUGAUCUACCAGGGCCGGUUUCUACACGGCAACGUAACACUAGGAGCGCUCAAACUGCCCUUGGGGAAGACCACAGUGAUGCAUUUAGUUGCCAGAGAGACUUUGCCUGAGCCAAAUUCCCAAGGUCAGAGGAAUAGAGAGAAGACCGGGGAGAGUAACUGCUGUGUCAUUCUGUGAAUACACACCACCGCCGCCGGCCCCUCCAUCCUUCUCAUCCGUUCUCACCCUCAACAUCCUGGACUAAUGAGUUUGUCCCCUGUCCUGGAGCUUGUCCACAAUGCGGAUAUCCAUACAGACACACACACACACACACGCACACGCACACGCACACACACACACACACACACACACACACACACACACACUUCUCUUCUUUUGUUUCCCCCCCUCUCACACACACAUAUAGAGAGACAGCAGGCUCAGGCUGAUUCAGGACACAGAGGUGGGAGCAAAAAAAAAAGAUUAACGUUAGAGUUGAUCACUUUGUUGUUCUUUUUUUUGUCAAAACUUAAAAUCAGUGGAAGGAACUGGAUUUGCAUAUAGGUUUAUUUUCUUCUUCUUUCUUCCUCAAUACACACCUUUUUAAGCCUUUUGCCACACACAGACACACACACACACACACACACACACAUACAUGCAAUACACAUAAACAACGUGUCUAACCAUCCUCAGCCGGUCUGUUGAAAGCUCCUCAUUCUAGCUGGUUGUCAUAGUAAUGCAGUGCCCAAGUUUGUGUGUGUGGCCUUGUUUUCUCAUACAGACCGCUGAGAAUUUUAACCACUAACAACUCGCCAACACACAAACAAACACACACACCCCCCUAGACACACACACACACACGCACACACACCCUCUAUGACAUCCUGUCUCCAGGAUCUCCAACCAUAUGUGCUUGUGUGAUCUCCCCCGGUGCAGCAGACGAAGCUCAGACGUGCCUGAUCAGAGAACUCAAACCAGGACACACAUACACACAUAUAUAAAGACACCUGUGUCCUUUUUACUGCCCUCCUCUGCAUGUGCCCUUAAAGGUCACAGGAGAGAAAUUAUUCCUUUUUCUUUUUGAAGAGACCGAACACGUCCUGGGUCUUUUAGUCGUCAUAUUCUUAGCCAAACAAAGCCUAUCAAACAAACAAAUAGACAAACAACCAAUGUUGGUGGUCUUGUUUUGGUUAUUUGUUUGUCCUCGACAUUUGUGACUGUGUUUUGACAGUCCAUGCAUAUUACUGACAGACCAGUGUUGUGAUUAAUAAAACGUCAUGUCAGUUUUCUUCCCUCCUUGAUGCACCAUCCCUCUCUUUCUAUCUCUCUCUAUCUCUCUCUCUCUCUCUCUCUCGAGGAAAGGCUCAUUGUGCUCCUUUUUUUUAAACAGUGUUGUGAAGGAUCUCUGAAAAAUUGUUGUCCGAGCAGAGAAUUAAUUCAGAAGGAAAAUGUUCCUUAUUUGUCUUAAUUCGCUUCUGACUCUCUCCUUAAUUCUCUCUCUCUGCAUUAAUAAGUCCAUUUUGCACAACCAAAGCAUGUGCUCCUUCAUCAGAUUAAUACAAAUGUAUAAAAAGUUUUAUUGUUUUAUUUUAUAUUUUUCCAAUGGAAGUAAUGUUCCAAACUAUGGUAACGUGUAGAGUAUAUUUAAUAUGAAUCUUAUAUAGAAUCUCAACAAUCUUGUUGAUAUACAGUAUAUUGGUGUUUAGUCUAUGAUUGUGUGUACGGUUAGCUUCUAGCCAGUUCACAGUCACUCGCUGACAAUGUCUUGUGCUUAACAGCAGCAAAACCUCCCUAAUCAUCAACAGACUGUAUUUUUAUUUUCUUUCUUCUGUGCUUUUAUUAUUAUUUUUUCAUUUGUUUAUAAUUUAAUGUAAUCAUUUUUUUUUUCUUUGGGGUUUUUUUUUUUGCUUUAAAGAAUCGCUUUGUAACAGCACUAGGUCUUAAAAAAAAAAUAUUGUUUAUAUUGAUCAGGGUUCAAAUCUGUACAGAGAUAAACGUUUUCGAAACCAAUUGUAAAUAGCACUAAUGCUCCCUCUCCCCCCUCCAAUCUCCAAAAUGGAAUACAUCUGUAAACUAAAUAAAGGUUAUUCAAGUGCA